CCGAAAAGCAAGCAGUUGCCUUGAACACAGCAGAGUGUCUGCUCACUGUCAAUAUCACUCCCGCUCAGCGUGCCAUGCCAUGGAUAUAAUAUUUGGCAGAAAUAAGAAGGAGCAGCUGGAACCUGUGAGGGCCAAAGUGACAGGCAGGAUUCCCACAUGGCUGCAGGGCACCCUGCUGCGCAACGGGCCUGGAAUGCACACAGUGGGGGAGACUAGAUACAACCAUUGGUUUGAUGGCCUGGCCUUGCUCCACAGCUUCACAAUUAGAGACAGUGAAGUCUAUUACAGGAGCAAAUACCUGAGAAGUGAUACCUACAACGUCAGCAUCGAGGCCAACAGGAUUGUGGUGUCAGAGUUUGGAACGAUGGCCUAUCCGGACCCCUGCAAAAACAUAUUUUCCAAAGCAUUCACCUACUUGUCCCAUACCAUCCCUGAUUUCACAGACAACUGCCUGAUUAACAUCAUGAAGUGUGGAAAAGACUUCUAUGCAACCACAGAGACCAAUUACAUCAGGAAAAUCAACCCACAGAAUCUGGAAACCCUGGAGAAGGUUGAUUAUCGCAAAUAAGUGGCUGUAAAUCUGGCAACAGCACAUCCUCAUUAUGAUGCAGCCGGAAAUGUUCUUAAUAUGGGCACAUCCAUCAUGGACAAGGGGAAGACGAAAUAUGUGAUCUUUAAGAUCCUUGCCACUGUACCAGAGGACAAGAAGGGGAAGAACCCCUUGAAGCACAUGGAGGUGUUCUGCUCCAUCACCUCCCGCUCCCUCCUCUCCCCGAGCUAUUACCACAGCUUCGGAGUCACCAAGAACCACAUUGUUUUCCUCGAGCAGCCUUUCAAGCUAGGUAUCCUCAAAAUGUCAACUGCAUACAUCCGGGGAGUGAACUGGGACUCCUGCCUGGCUUUCCACAAGGAGGACAAGACUUACAUUCACAUCAUCGACCAGAGGACCAGGAAGCCUGUGCCCACCAAGUUUUACACGGACCCCAUGGUGGUCUUUCAUCAUGUCAACGCCUACGAGGAGGAUGGCUGCCUUCUGUUUGACGUCAUCACCUACGAGGACAGCAGCCUUUACCAGCUCUUCUACUUGGCCAACCUGAAGCAGGACUUUGAGGAGAACUGCAGGCUCACCUCCAUCCCCACCCUCAGGAGGUUCGCUGUACCCCUCAAUGUGGACAAGGAUGCAGACGUGGGCUCAAAUUUAAUCAAACUGGCAUCUACAACAGCAAGAGCCCUGAAGGAAAAAGAUGACCAAGUCUAUUGCCAGCCGGAGUUGCUUUAUGAAGGCUUAGAGCUGCCUCGGAUCAAUUACGCUCACAACGGAAAGCCAUACCGCUAUGUCUUUGCUGCUGAAGUUCAGUGGAGUCCCAUCCCAACCAAGAUACUGAAAUAGGAUGUUCUCACAAAGUCAUCCUUAAAAUGGGGACAGGAGCACUGCUGGCCAGCAGAACCCCCGUUUGUACCCACACCGGGUGCCAAGGACAAGGAUGACGGGAUUAUCCUAUCAGCCAUCGUCUCUUCCGAUCCCCAAAGGCAGCCUUUUCUGCUUAUUCUGGAUGCCAAAAGUUUUACAGAAUUGGCUCGCGCAUCCAUUGAUGUAGAGAUGCACCUGGAUCUCCAUGGGUUAUUCAUCCCGGACACAGACUGGGACAAGAGGAAGCAGGCCCCUUCCCAGGAAGAGCGGGACGGGGCACCAGAUUGCCUCGUGGCCCCUCAGAGCUGACUGGGUUGGGGCCUGGGCCCUGGGCCCUGGGCAGAACUGCUCCACUGGCAGGCUCCCACAGGACUCCAGGCUUGCUCCCUCUCUGAGUGAAGGGGAGGUCCUUCAUUUCGCUUUGCACUUAUUCUUUGUGUGACUGCUUUGAGACAAAGGUAUGGAAAUAGUGCUUGUCAGUAUCUUUUCUUUCAACUGAUUUUGGCUAUAAAAACCUUAUUUGAAAGUGGAUCAAAUGUUUAUUGAUUAGCUCAAGCACUUCUAAGAAAGCCCUUUUCC
Neomonachus schauinslandi (Hawaiian monk seal) is the source of this 1990-nucleotide messenger RNA. RefSeq names its product beta-carotene oxygenase 1 (gene BCO1). The record is from RefSeq and is a predicted model, not a curated record. Gene Ontology annotation, molecular function: carotenoid dioxygenase activity; beta-carotene 15,15'-dioxygenase activity. Lineage: Eukaryota; Metazoa; Chordata; Mammalia; Carnivora; Phocidae. Gene Ontology annotation, biological process: retinal metabolic process; carotene catabolic process. The transcript has 11 exons.